AUGGCUGCCAUGGCUAGUUACGAAGAGAUGGAGGCCAAGCGCCAGGAGAUGAUGGCUUCUUUCAAGGACAUCGCCAAUGCCAUGACUCGCUGCGUUGCUAUCAUCGAGGAGUACGCGCGCCUGUCCCCCUCUGCCCUCACCACCUCUGCUGCUCUCGCUGCCGUUGAGGGAGGUGCCAUGGGUGCUGCCGAGGUUCUUGCUGCCGCCGCUAUGGCCAACAAGAAGUCUCGCAAGCAGAAGGAGAAGAAGCCCAAGGACCCCAACGCCCCCAAGCGCCCUCCUUCUGCCUACCUCCUCUUCCAGAACGACAUUCGUGAGGAGAUCCGCCAGGCCCACCCUGGCAUGCCCUACAAGGAGGUUCUCAGUGUGAUCGCCAACCGAUGGAAGGAUCUUGAUGAGCCCGCCCGUAAGGACGCGUACAACGAGGCCACCACCCAGUACCGUGUGGCUGAAGAAGCGUACAAGGGGGGUGCCCCUGCUACUCUUGGAGCAGUUGCUAGCGACGUUGUUAGCGACGAUUCAUCCUCUGAAGAUGACUCGUCCGAUGACGGGGCUGCCGGCACCGCUGCCAAGGUCUUCCCUUCCGUUGCCACCCCUGUUCUCCCCACCACUCCUCAGUCGACAAAGAAGGACAAGAAGCGCAAGUCGAAGGACGAGUCGACUCCCGCCGACAAGAGCGGCAAGAAGAAGAAGAACAAGGAGUAA
Molecule: messenger RNA, 705 nt
Organism: Trichosporon asahii var. asahii CBS 2479
Lineage: Eukaryota; Fungi; Basidiomycota; Tremellomycetes; Trichosporonales; Trichosporonaceae
Product: nonhistone protein 6
Exons: 5
Coding region: 1-705 (234 amino acids)
Source: RefSeq, a predicted model, not a curated record